AUGGCGGCCAUUCUACUCUGCUCUUCGUGGGGCGCCUGCGCUCUGUGGCGGCUGCGGGCCGAGGCGCCGUUGGGCGCGGCGGGCUCGCUGACCGGCGUCCUGCGGGCCAGCCCCGCCGUCGCUCCCCCGUCCUCCGCCUCAUCGUCCGCCUCCUCCUCCUCCUCGCCGCCGCAGCUGGCGCUGCUCGUGAUGCAGCCGUGCGGCGGCGGCGAGGAGGAGGCGGCGGCGGGAGGCGGGGUGCUGCCGGGCGCCGAUGCGCCUCUGCCGCCGUCCGCCGCGGGCGGCCUGAUGCUGUUCUACGAGCUGGGCCCCGGCGACGGCGAGGCCGAGGCGGGCGAGGAGGAGGCGGCGGUGGCGGCGGCGGCGGCUGCGGGCGGCGAGAGCACGGCCAGCCCCGAGGAGCUGGAGGAGGAGGAGCAGGCGGCGGCCUCCAGCGGCGAGGCGGCGGCGGGCGGCGGCUGCAAGAGCUGCACCUACCAGGGCUGCAGCGAGACCACCACGCAGGUGGCGAAGCAGCGCAAGCCCUGGAUGUGCAAGCGGCACCGCAACAAGAUGUACAAGGACAAGUACAAGCGCAAGAAGAGCGACCAGGCCUUGGGCGGCGGCGGGGCCGCGGCGGCCAACGCGGGGGGCGGCCCCAGGGGUGAGGAUUGUGUUGAAGGUUCAGUUUCUGCUACAAAACAGAGAACAGGCUCUAUUGGAGAUCGCCCAGCAAGACCAACUCUUUUAGAACAAGUAUUGAAUAAAAAGAGGCUGUCCCUGCUCAGAAGUCCAGAAGUAGUGCAGUUUCUCCAGAAACAACAGCAGCUGUUGAGUCAACAAGCUUUAGAACAACGGCAGCAGCAGUUCCAAGGAGCACCUGGGUAAUCAGAACGGAUCAGUGACCUGCCAAUGAGUCUGGUGCUGAAGGAAGAAUAGGAUGUAUAUUUUCUUGAAAUAUAAAAAAAAAUUUAAAUGUUAAAAGGAAAAGUAAAGCUGCUGUCAUGUAUUUUACUUGGUUCUUGUUUGCACUUUGAGGUUUUGAGCUGCUUGGGUGUCUGCAAACUUGUGAGCAAAUCUGGAGGAGUUUUUUUUUUUUUGGAUUCUUACUAAAACUUAAUAUUUCUCUUUUUAAUGGAAAUUUGUUUAUAUCAGUAAUGUUUAGCUGUACACCCUUUUCCUACCAAAGUCUUCCACUAACUUAACAUUUUUCUAUAUGAAGAUUUACUGUUGUAAACAAGUCACUCUUUGAUGACAAUCAUUGAAGGAAGUCAGUUACUUUCUAUGGAAGUUGUGAAAUAGAGUCCAGUUUGAGCCAGUCCUGUGGCAUGAUUAACAGCAAUUCCUCAGGGAUGUGAGAAGCUUAUGUCCAGUAUAAUCUUGCACUAAAGGCUAAAGACAACGUGCCAUCAAGAAGUUAACCAGUGGCUCAGAGAAGUGUAAAUCAGGUGAUCCUUCUGCUUUGUACUCAUUAUGUGCAAGCUGAGUAGGUUUGAAAUGCUUCACUGUCUGUGCAAAGCAUGCAAAGGAUGAUGUGUUCAAAAUCUCCAAAUGGGAGAAAUAGAAAAGUGCUUUUGAGAAGAGUUAGAGAUGUAAUGUAUGCAGUGGAGAGUUGGACCUUGUUUUGUGAAGUUAUUUUGGAGGACCAACUUGUAACACGUGAAAUCACAUUAUAACUCAUGUAAAUGAGUGAUAUUCUCAUUUGUGUGUGAAUAAGUUAAAGCUUUUAACUCACAUGCUUAAAGUUUUUAACAGCAAGUGCAUCCAAAUUUUAAAAUGGGAUUGUGCAUUUGUUUUCUUUAUGUAUUCUUCCUCUUCCAAAAAAGUAUAGUUAAGAUGAUUUUAGUAAGACAACUGAUACCUAAUAAGCUCAAGUGCUGGACUUCUCAGGUUUUCAGCCAGUUCAGAUGAACUUGCAAUUGACUUGGUUAAGAAUCCAAACAUUUUACUAUCUAAGUAACGAAUCCCAAGUUUUGUAUUAAACCUUACUUCCUAAUAGGAGCUAUCUGAAUGGUGGAGGUGCUUACUGAAGUACUGCUUUGAUAGUGCAGCAGUUUGAUCCGCUGAAUAAUAUCUGUUCAGGAGUGUUGGUUAGUCUUAUGGGUUUUUAUAAGCUGUGCUUUUUGUAUGUAUAAAAAUUGUUCAGUAGGGAUUUUUGUAUUCAGCAUUGUGUAAGUUCUUUUUUUUAAAGAGAUCCAAAAACUUUGUACCAACAGUUCUGGACCAAUAAGUGUUUGAGUAAAUCUAUGUGGUUUUCUUCUUUCUUUAUCUUUUAAUUUUUGUUUGUUGUUGUUUGGUUCCAUUUGUAUGUUGCUUUGUGUUUUUUUUUUUCUAUAUUAAAGUGGCUAGCUCUGGCUAGGUGACAUUAAAGCUGUUGUGUUCCCACUCUAAGGUUAUUUUAGCUUCCAAGCAAAAUCAAAUCACUAUUUUCAGCAUGUCAGAAUAUUUGUGAAAAUGUAUAAUUUCAGCCCAUUGCAAGGAAGCAUUUGUUUUGCUUCAGACUGUCAUCUUAUGAAAGCAUUUAGGCAAACUGCUCUGCCUGGACACUUCUAAAAAAUGAAGUAAUUCUAGGUACCCAGGUUGGCCUUUGCCAGUUUCACUGUUGGUUAUUUUUCUUCCAUUGCUUUCCUAUUUCUGGUUUUGUCGCAUUACUUGCCAUUAUUAAAUUCUCAAGGAAUUUG
Numida meleagris (helmeted guineafowl) is the source of this 2660-nucleotide messenger RNA. RefSeq names its product regulatory factor X associated protein (gene RFXAP). Gene Ontology annotation, biological process: regulation of transcription by RNA polymerase II. The transcript is spliced from 4 exons. NCBI's taxonomy places the organism in Eukaryota, Metazoa, Chordata, Aves, Galliformes, Numididae. The coding region runs from base 1 to 867 and encodes 288 amino acids. The record is from RefSeq and is a predicted model, not a curated record. Gene Ontology annotation, cellular component: nucleus.